Messenger RNA from Vanrija pseudolonga, 1044 nucleotides. RefSeq lists its product as uncharacterized. Bases 94 to 1044 code for a protein of 316 amino acids. The transcript is spliced from 3 exons. NCBI's taxonomy places the organism in Eukaryota, Fungi, Basidiomycota, Tremellomycetes, Trichosporonales, Trichosporonaceae. The record is from RefSeq and is a predicted model, not a curated record.
CUAUGCCUUGCAUUACUUUCUGGCUCGUGGUUUGGGCAAACGACCAGCUCGAGCGCUAUCCUCCCGAUCCGGAAACGGCCUCUACGGUGAGAGAUGUAUAUAAUGCAGCCAGUUUUUGCUUCUUGCCCCCCCAUCUUCGCCUUCACUGGUCAUCUUGCCACUCGCACUCGCUGCCACAGUCGCUCUCGACCAGCUCACGCACUCACACUUGCCUCGCGCAACGCUCACAUCGCCUCGUCUGGUUGUCUGACAUUUGCAGCUGGCCUGCUCGUCUCGACCCUCGUCGCACACACGCUGCCCUCGCGCACCCCCACUACCGUCACACCCUCUCUCACAACCUCCGGCACCAUGUCCGCCUCGGCUAUCGCCACCAUCAUCUCGCAGAACCCCGAGUUCGUCACGCGCUGCAUCGCUGCCCUUAACACGGCCGAGCACUACCUCUCCCCCCUCUACCGCCCCGACCCCCUUAACGACCGCCACCGCCACUCUCACGACAUCCAGGCGAUGCACGAGCACGCGGCGGUGCUCAACUCGUUCGUGCAGAUGGCCUCGGCCCGCAUUCACAAGUUUGCGCUCCAGCAGCAGCUUGACAACAUCAUCAACGGCACUGUCCGUGCUCGCAGCGUCACCUUCGCCGCCAAGCUUCCGCGCAACAAGGGCAUCGCCUCCGAGGAGAUGCUCCAGGACCGCCGCGCCCAGUUCGACGCCAUCGCUGAGAGGCACGAGAACGACGUCGCCAACGGCCUCGGCCACCGCCUCGUCGACAUCCACCUCGAGCGUAACGUCCGCGCUGUCGUCGCCCUCCUCGUCGAGCUGGCUGAGCUCAUCGACGCGACCAAGCCCAGCAUCGCCCAGCCUGCGCCCCUCGACGAGUGGGUCAACGCUCCGAAGGUGACCGCUCCACUCGUCCCGAAGCGCUACAACCGCCUCACGGACGAGCAGGUCGCCAACUUUGGUGAGCCCAAGGUCCCCCGCUGCGAGCCCCGUGCCCUCCACCGCCAGCCGGCCCACCGCGACCUCCGCACCGCCGCCGCUACCCAGUGA